Zymoseptoria tritici IPO323 is the source of this 1773-nucleotide messenger RNA. RefSeq lists its product as uncharacterized. Gene Ontology annotation, biological process: proteolysis. The record is from RefSeq and is a predicted model, not a curated record. Gene Ontology annotation, molecular function: serine-type carboxypeptidase activity. Lineage: Eukaryota; Fungi; Ascomycota; Dothideomycetes; Mycosphaerellales; Mycosphaerellaceae. Bases 136 to 1773 code for a protein of 545 amino acids. The transcript is spliced from 6 exons.
UGCACCGAUCUCUUGGUGUUCUGCUUCUUAUCGUCGCUUGAUCAAAAGCUUGGGUCUCGCUCAUUGCUUGAUCGCGUGCGUCCCUCUCUGGCACUCUCGCUUCCUGCAUUCUGCUUUGUGCAGCUACUCGCAAUCAUGCGAUUUCUCUCUUUCGUUGCCGCGAGCUGUGCGCUUGCAGACGUUGCUCUCGCAGGCGGAGAUGCAAGACAUGUACGCAAGAUAACUUCACCAAAUAUGGAACGGAGGAAACGGGCAGCACGCUCAGUGCCCAGGGAUGUGUCGACUUCGAAUUCUGCGGCGGAAACGACGUACAUCAUUCCACAAACGGCCCAGACCGACAAGUUCAAGGUCAAUGGCUCAGCGAUCCCGAACGUGGACUUUGAUAUUGGUGAAACGUACGCCGGACUGCUCCCUAUAUCACAGGACGAAGGUGCAGGAGAGCUGUAUUUCUGGUUCCAUCCUUCGGCCAACGAACAAGCGGACGACGAAAUCUUGAUCUGGCUGAACGGUGGACCGGGUUGCAGCAGUCUGGAAGGAUUGCUUCAAGAGAAUGGCAAGUUCAUCUGGCAGUAUGGAACGUACAAGCCGGUCGAAAAUCCAUACAACUGGGCGAACUUGACCAACAUCGUCUGGAUCGAGCAACCUGCAGGCACUGGGUUCAGUCCGAGAGGCAAUACGCCGAACGCUACGAACGAGGUCGAGGCUGCCGAGCAAUUUCUCGGCUUUUGGAAGAAUUUCGUCGACACAUUUCAGCUGCACAACCGCAAGGUCUUUCUUACUGGAGAGUCCUACGCUGGACAAUAUGUUCCCUACAUCGCGGACGCCAUGCACAACGCCACUAAUACGACGUAUUUCAAUGUCGAUUCGAUCAUGAUCUACGAUCCAUAUAUCACAUACGAUGUUGUGAUGAACGACAUUCCGGCCGUGCCAUUUGUAGACUACUGGGCUAAGCUGUUCAAUCUGAACAAUACCUUCAUGGACCAUCUCCAUGAGAAGUACGAGUCCUGCGGCUACAAAGAUUUCAUGGACCUGGCCAUGACGUUCCCACCCAACGGCACGCUUCCAACGCCACCCGACUACUUGGGACAGGAUGACAGCUGCAGACUAUUCAACGAGAUUUAUAGCGCCGCCAUCCUGGUAAACCCUUGCUGGGACAUGUACCAAGUUGCCACGACUUGUCCCCUUCUCUGGGACGUGCUCGGCUAUCCCGGUACAAUCGGCUAUCAGCCAGAGGGCGCAGACAUCUACUUCAACCGGACAGACGUGCAGAAGGUCAUCAAUGCUCCUUUGCAAGAGUGGCAGGAAUGUAUUGAUGGCGUACUGGAUGUCGACAACGACAGCCCUGCGUCGGGCCUGAGUGUGCUUCCGAGAGUGAUUGAGAAGAACAAACGAAGCAUCAUCGUCCACGCGGAGCUCGACUUUAAGUUGAUCUUGAACGGCACGAUCAUGGCAAUUCAGAACAUGACCUGGAAUGGCGCUCAGGGAUUUUCUAAGCCACCGUGUGACUGGGAGGACUUUUAUGUGCCAUACCAUGAGGAAUUGAAUCAAGGGUCGCUCGCCGGAGCUGGCAAUUUUGGAAAGUGGCACACUGAGCGAGGCCUGACCUUCUCUACAGUGGUACUUUCAGGACACAUGGUCCCCCAGUACGCUCCAUCUGCAGCGUAUAGACAGCUCGAGUUUCUGCUGGGCCGCAUUGAAGACCUCUCGGUGGUUUCGGAUUUUACGACUCAGACGGGUGAUUUUGGGAACAACGCUACGAUCGCGAUGUACUGA